GGGACGGCGGGUCGAGCUCUGCGUCAGUAGCGUCCGCGCAACUCAUCUGCCCGUGGCUCUGCCUCUGCCUCUGCUGCUGCUGUAAGGUUGACCGAGUGUGCGAUGGGCCACGGAGACUGUGGUGUGAAAGCUGAGGAGGAGGAUGAGGUGACUCUGCCAGCAGCGCUGCAGGAGGAAGCGGCACGCGAGCUCCGCGAGGACGCGUCAGUGCGUGCCCACGGCCUGCAGCAGAUGCGCUCCUGGCUUCGCACUCACCCGGCCAUCCGCAACUGCCGUACUGAUGCUCCCUUCCUGUUGCGCUUCUUGCGCACCAAGAAGUUCAGUGUGCCGCUCGCGCAGGACAUGCUCGAGCGCUACCUCACUGUGCGCCAGCUCUAUCCCCACUGGUUCCGUGGGCUCGACGUCGACGACCCCGAUCUGUCCGAUGUACUCGACAGUGGGUACUUGAUUCCUCUGCCAGAACGUGAUGAACAUGGCCGACAAGUCCUCCUGUCCUGUGCAGGUCGAUUUGACCCUUACAAGUACUCUUCAGGACACAUGGCUCGCUGUCAUAGCCUGGUGGUUGAGGCACUUAUGGAUGAACCGGAAAAUCAGAUUCGAGGAUAUACCUACCUGAAUGAUGAAUCCGGUCUUCUCAUUGGCCACAUCAGCUUAUGGUCAUUCACAGACAUCAGAAGCAUGCUACGGUGCAUACAGAACUCAACCCCAAUGAGGCAUAAAGAGAUGCAUUUCCUUCAUGUUCCACAUUAUGCCAACAAAGUUUUUGAGUUCUUCACUGCACUUAUGAAUGAGAAGUUAAGGUCCCGUGUUGUGUUUCACCCAAGUAUCGAUGACCUGAAAGAAACUGUGAACCCAAAAAUACUGCCAAAAGAAUAUGGAGGUUUCAUUCCAAUGGCUGACAUAAUAGCGAACUUCAAAAAUGUUCUCAGAAGGAAGAGAGAUGUUCUUAAAUCACUAGAUGAUAUGGAGAUAGACCUGAAUUAUAAAACGUCAUACAUUACCGAUUUAGAAGAUGAACUAAGUGGUGUUGCAGGAAGCUUCCGAAAACUUGAGGUGGACUAGAAUUACUGCUGUAUUGUGUAAUAUAUUUUACAUCAAAAUUAAAUCAGUUUUAUAUAAAUGUGACUGU
Messenger RNA from Schistocerca serialis cubense, 1129 nucleotides. Its product is annotated as clavesin-2. Lineage: Eukaryota; Metazoa; Arthropoda; Insecta; Orthoptera; Acrididae. The transcript is spliced from 7 exons. Bases 103 to 1062 code for a protein of 319 amino acids. The record is from RefSeq and is a predicted model, not a curated record. Gene Ontology annotation, cellular component: membrane. Gene Ontology annotation, molecular function: phosphatidylinositol bisphosphate binding.